AUGUAUUUCGUCUUACAAUUAUUCAAAAGUGUCAUAUUCGUUUUGAUAAAUUUAAUAAUUGUUUUAUAUACGUUACAACGCUUUUUCUGGGCAAUGAAACAGCAUUAUAAAAUCAUGACAGACAUCGCAGAUUUUAAUUCAAUGGUAAACGAAUCUCGCGCCAGUUUGGAUUAUAUGAAAUUCAAAAUAAUGGAGGCAAUGGAUGAGAUCAAGGAAGACGUUAGCAAGGAACUCUGCAUUACCGAUCGUUUGACAAAACUUAGCUCAAGAAUGGCUGCAUUAUCUAAACGAUUCAACAUCGUUGAAGAGGGUGUGAUAGAGUUUGUACGUAUGGAUCAUAAUAUGGAAAGCGUUAGAGUGGAAACACCGGCUAACAUAAACGAGGAAAUGGAUAAUAUACUUAAGAGUUUAAUCGAAAAGAAACAACAGCGAAGGAAACAUUGA
Vespa velutina is the source of this 444-nucleotide messenger RNA. RefSeq lists its product as uncharacterized. Lineage: Eukaryota; Metazoa; Arthropoda; Insecta; Hymenoptera; Vespidae. The record is from RefSeq and is a predicted model, not a curated record. The transcript has 5 exons. Bases 1 to 444 code for a protein of 147 amino acids.